AAAAAAAAAAAAAUAUUUUGAAUCGUAAUUCGUAAACACUGGAAAAUAAAUGUUUUGUGGUCCUGCCUGUGACUAUUGCAGAUAUUUACUAGUUUAUUGAAGAAAAAUGUGUGGUCGAAGUGCUUUGUAAGUAUUUGUCAAUUAAUUUCAGUUUUCUCUUUAUGAUCAAGCAGACCUCAAGUACCUAAUUGAAUAGGUUUUGUUGAGUAGAAUGAGUUUAUGGUCCGUUCUUCUCAGUACAAUAUCUCCCGCCGAAGUUUUGCGCACCGAUGGCAUAGCAUCUCGACCAUAACAAGUGCUUGUAACAGUCUAGACUGAAUAAAUAAAUUUUGACUGAAUUUUUAGAAUUCAUAUAUCUUUGUAUGCACUAUCAUCUGCAAAAUAUGUACAUAAUCCCUGAAUAAAACUGAACUUCAGGGUGCCUGUAGUUUUAAACGUAAAGAAUCAAAUAUUUAUGUUAAACCAGAUUGGUUAGUGGAACAUAAUGAUGGGAAAGAUUAUACUCCUUCUUACAACAUUGCACCCACUGAUGUAACUCCAGUCUUAUUGUCUAGUAGUAAAUAUAAAAAUGCAACAAAAUCAGACAGGUUACUAAAACCUAUGAUGUGGGGAAUGAUUCCUCCUUGGCACAAGGGUAAUUAUAAAAAUCAUAAUUUAAGUACUAACAAUUGUCGCAUAGAAAAUAUUACAAAUUCAAAACUUUAUACACCUAUUUUAAAUAAUGGUGGCAGAUGUGUCAUUGUUGUUGAAGGAUAUUAUGAGUGGCAAACAACAAAUAAAGCAUCAAAAGUGAAACAACCCUACUAUUUAUAUGCUCAACAAAAACCUGAGGUGAAGAUAGAUGAACCAAACACUUGGGAUAACACAUAUGAUGAAGAAAAUGGUUGGAGAGGCAUAAAACUUCUUUAUAUGGCAGGAUUAUAUAAUAUUUGGCAAAAUGAAGAUGUAAUUAUUUAUUCAUACUCAGUUAUCACUAUGGAAUCCAAUAGUUCUCUCAGUUGGCUACAUCACAGAGUGCCUGCUAUUUUGGAUACACAGGAAUUGAUGGAGGCCUGGUUGGAUGUUGAUAAUGUGCCACCAAAUGCAGCUAUUUCUCUUUUGAAACCAACCAACACAUUAAGUUGGCAUAGAGUGUCGAAACUUGUUAAUAACUCUAAAUAUAAAGCAAGCGAUUGUAAUAAAAAAAUACCAGAACAAAAAACAAAUAAAGAAAAACAAAAAACUCUCACUACAUGGUUUACUAAAACUGCUAAAAGACAAAAUGAAAACUGUUCUACUGUACCAUCUAAGAAAAAUAAAUUUUAAAUAUUGAUUGACCUAAACAUUUUUUUUCUGAUUUUUAAGUCUGCUGUUAUACAUACAUUUCUAGGAUCUUUUAUCUAUGACAAUACACUCUUCCCAGUGUACUUGAGACCUAGGCCUAUAUUUAAUAGGUGAAACAAAGCUCAUUAAAAUUUAUAAACAUGUACCUCCAUAAUAAAAGGAACAAUAAUUAAAAAUUCAAACAGUGGC
Molecule: messenger RNA, 1512 nt
Organism: Chilo suppressalis (striped riceborer)
Lineage: Eukaryota; Metazoa; Arthropoda; Insecta; Lepidoptera; Crambidae
Source: the annotation of a GenBank genome assembly